AUGCGCCGCGAAAGACGAAAACAGCGAGAUGCUGCUCACGCCCAAGCAAACAAAGACCAACGACACAGCCCUCGACCCGGCGACGAGCCAUUACCAAAGCCCUCUCAGCCCAUGGGCUGGGACGAUCCGACGAACCCCAGAUCUGAGGCACCGGCAGGACCACCGGAGCGUGCCCCAAAAUUUGGAACCACGACAACCGUGAUGUCGGGAUCUCAGGAUCGACGUCAGGUCAGUAACCCCAAUACCGCUUCCUUCGGACAGCGGAUGCGUCACCAGUUUGGUAGAGGGAAAGCAGAGCCUAUCCAGAGCCGGCCAGCAUGGAACGGGGCCAGCGGCCGAGAAGCACAAGUCUCGCCUGUCCGAGAUGAUCUAAAUGCUGCUCCUCUAAAAAUUCCGCCCAAGAGCGCCAAACGGAAUGAGCGUGUCAGAACCCCUGUGAACUUGCCAGUCACGGAUAUCAAUGAAGGUGCUUCUGCUGCAGCCACUGCUGCAGUUCGAAGGCUGAUGCCAAUAAAGACGGCCCCAGCUGCAGACAGAUCGAGGGGUAACAGUCCUGCAUUCGAAACUCCCAAGUCCGGUGUUCCCAUCACACCUCAGGCGUAUGCAAAUGCGAAGCCUACGCAAAUUGCACCAUCACCUCAGCAGUGGCCGCCCCGAGACUCGUCAAUGUCCACACCAUCCGCUCCCGCAGCGCCCUCAAAUCUUGGUGUACCUGGACAGUUCAAUAUCCCAAGAAAAUCCAUCGGCCCCAGAACUCCUGCACAUGCUCCCCAACUCUCUACUUCAAGCUCCAUAUAUUCAGAUAAUCCAGCAAAUGAUGAUGAUGAUGAGGCCACUUGGAGACGGCUGGCCAGUGGAGAUCCAUUUGGACGACAGCCCCCUCCGCCACCACCUCCGCCAGCAAGAGAUGAAUGGUCCCCGGAGACUGUCCCAUCCAACUCUGAUGAAGAGGAGGUCGAAAUUCCCAUCAAGAGCAUGCCCAUCGUGUCAGUCAUGGAACGCAAAAGACCCAUUCCCGGACGCAAUAGUCCUGCUGCAAUGAUGGACAACGCCAUUGUCAUCUCUCUCAAGACGGCAACAAUCGCCGAACAGGAGGCCGAAAAGAAGGCGGAGGCGGAGGCGGAGAAGGAGCUGCCACCAGUACCUUCUGAGCCACUUGAACCUGAAGAUCGCAUUACCUUCCUCAGCUCUCAGCUAGAGAGCCUUGCAAUUCGACGAGUCAAUCUGACUAAAAGUAUUAAGCAGUUGACCGAGUUAAUGCCCAAGGAUAUGUUGAUUGUCAGUGCCGAAGUACAGCGAAAGCGUGAGGAGGAGAAGAGAAAGGUCGAAGUCAUGAAGCAAGAACUCUCAGACAUUCAACAACAAGAAUACGUGCUUGGCUUGAAGCUGCAUCGUGCCUAUAGACGACAAGAUCGAGAGUUAGAACACAACACCGGAACACUGUGGGUGAGACGGGUCACAGGCUAA
Molecule: messenger RNA, 1467 nt
Organism: Clonostachys byssicola
Lineage: Eukaryota; Fungi; Ascomycota; Sordariomycetes; Hypocreales; Bionectriaceae
Source: the annotation of a GenBank genome assembly